CCAGGUCGGCGGGACUCGGGAGUGCCUCUCUCAGUGUGCUACGAGCAUUGCAAGAGGUUAUACGUCGCCUUCCCGCCGCCAGUCUAGCACACGUGUGUGUCCGAGUGUGUGUGUCUCUCUCUCACUCUUUCUCUCUCUAUCUCUACCUCUUCCUCUCUCGCACUUCUCUUUCUCUCUGUCGCUCGUCGUCCGGUUCGACAAACUAGACUCGAUAGCCAAUAGAAGCUAUUAUGACUUGAAAGCGGCACCUCCCCCCCUCCCCCGGAAUCCAACUCGUCUUCCAAUGUCGUGCUAAUUCCGGUUCUCUGUACUUUUUUUUUUUUAAUCUGUUCGUGCAUGUGUGUCCGUGCAUCGCCAUGGAGGGGUUUCGAACGCAGGUGCCGGGGGCGUGCAUCAUGGCUGUUCUUUUCAUGAACUGUAAGUUUACCACAGCCAUGGAAGAGACAUUCCCACGUGCCGCAGGUAACCUCCUCCGCGGGGUGGACGUGCCCCUGUACGCCUUCGCGGGCGGCCAGGCCACCCUCAGCUGCUCCUACGACCUGCGGUCGACGAGGCUCUACUCCCUGAAGUGGUACCAUAACGGUACCGAGUUCUACCGUUACGUUCCCACGGAAAGGAACCGGCCCAUCAACAUCAAGCCCAGCCUUAAGUUCUCUGUCACGGAGCUGUUCCGCAACGACCACAGGGUUACCCUCUCCCUGACCCGGCUCUCGGUCACGGCGUCAGGUCAGUACAGGUGCGAGGUCAUCGCCGAACACCCCAGUUUCCGAACGGAGACUGCCAACGCAGCCAUGACCGUCCUAAGAGAGCCCCUCUCCCCCCCGGAGUUGGUGGGGGCGCGGGAGAUCUACGAGCCGACGGAGUUGAUCAAGAUCGGCUGUCAGCCUCGGAGACCCUUACACCUCGACCACAAGCCUACGUUGCAGUGGUUCCUCGAAGGCAGCCAAGUGGAGUCAGAAUGGGUGACGCCUUAUGGCAGCGAGCUGCGACAAGGUUACUCUGGCCUCUCUCUCCACGUCCCGGGAGAACAAAUAUUAGCAGCUGGCGGGAGCUUGCAAGCAGAGUGCCGCUUGACACUGGGUCCUCACACCCUGAGCACCUACAAGACACUCAGAGUUAGGGUCAGGAUGAUAUCCUACGUCGAGAACUACCAUUCUUCGGGCGCGGGUGGAGCCCUCGACCACAGAAGAAGACAGGAGAGCCUGUUGCUGUGUGCCUGGACCAAGCUACUUCCGCCGCUCCUUCUGCUGGUGCCGUUGUUGCUACGGCUCUAGACAGAGCAACAACAACAACAACAAACAAACAACUUGUCGCAGCAUCCCCUUAGCUGAUGCGACCUUUUCUCUUAUUGUCAUCACCAUGGUUCUUCUUAGAGUGCCUCUAGCGAUCGUCAGGUCCUGUUAAUUAUAUUAUCGUCACGAUCCCUCCUUCUUCCCUGUACAGUUGUGUGACCUCUGGAGCCCUCAGAGCUUAUUUCCAGUCUCCCAGAAGAAGAAGAAGAAGAAGGAUUCAGCAGCCUCCUGUGGAUCUUUUGGAAAAUAUGCAAGCACGAAAAUCCCUCUACAGAUCGAAGAAGAAGAAGAAGACAAAGAAGACUGCUUUGUUUACAAACACGAAAAUCUCUCACCAGAUCAUUCAAAGAUCUAUCUCGAGAAGGAAUCAUAAUGGGUCACAUCGAGACCCGUGUGGAGGAUGAAAAGGACGAACGCCUUUGUCACGUGACCCUGUGUUUACUUUGCAGCUAUGGAUGGGCAGUGAAUAAAAACAAAAUAUCUCGUGUAUUUGGGUUGAUACCAAUUGCUUUACUGACCAAUUGUUAUUCUACCUGUAGGUAGAUUCAAUUACAGGUAGAUUGAUGAGCUUAGAAACGAGAUUAACACUCGAAAAAAAGAUGUGCAAGACAAGACAAGACGUAGGAAAUGACGAUUUUAAAAUGUGCAAAGUUCCCCUCAGAUAUGGCAUUCGUAUGCUGAGAAAAACAUGUAACAUAUAAUGUGUAUUCUAGCCUUCAUUUGAAACCUUCGAAUGGUGCUAAAGUUACUCUCCUUCUCUGAAUGUGGGCCUUUAAAAGCCACAUACACUUGUAUGUCUAUAAGUACAUAUAUACACGUACCUGUAGAGCCAUGUACACGAACAAGUACGUAUGCACAUGUGCUUUACGUAACGAUUUCGUGAUUCAUGAGUGAGUACGAUAUGCAAAUCAGUACUACAUUUUAACUUUUGGCCGUCUAAACUUUUGUAGAUAAGAGACGACCCCUGCCUGCCCCCCGUCUCUCUCUCUCUCUCUCUCUCUCUCUCUCUCUCUCUCUCUCUCUCUCUCUCUGUCACACAUUUUUGGUUUCUAGCACUAGAACACGAUGCCUUGUAGUAUAUUUUAAAAAUAACUGGAAUUCAUUGAACCGUCCAGCCGAGUUCCACCCAGAGUAAGCCGUGACGUCACGACGUGGAUACUAAACCGGCUCCAAUAUCGCGAUCAUGGAAGAAGAGGCAAACUUUUCCAGUUGAUUUAAAAUGUCUUCUGCUCUCGGGAAGGUUUUCAUACAAGUUAAAAUUUCGGCAGAAAGCGAGACACUUAGAUACUCUUUUCAAGGAGCCAUUAUUAUCAACCAUCAUCGGCGGCAAAGUUGACGUUUAAAGACUUUUUUUACGUUUGUUUUCUGGUCAAUAUUGGGUUACGUGGUAAACAUAUUCGGUGGCGAAAACGUUCCCUUCGACAGUCUGUGGAUUCUAGUUGAUGCCAAAUUACGUCAUCCGCUCGCGCCGUUCAUAGGCCUAUGCUCUUCAAGCAAAUGUGACUUAGGUCAGUAGGCCUAUGCUUUUCAAGCAUAUGUGACUUAUUCAGUAGGCCUAUGCUCUUGAAACAAAUGUAACUUCUGAUGAUAGGUCUAAGUUCUCCAAGCAACUGUAACUUACGUUAACAGACCUAUGUUCUUCAAGCAAAUGUAACUUACGUUAAUAGGCCUAUGCUCUUCAAGCAACUGUAACUUACAAUAAUAGGCCUAUGGUCUUCAGGCGAAUGUAACUUACGUUAAUAGGCCUCUUCUCUUCAAUGCAAUAUAACUUACGUCAGUAGGCCUAUGCUCUUCAGGCGAACGUAACUUCUGUUAAUAAGCCUAUGCACUUCAAGCAUAUGUAACUUACGUCAGUAGGCCUAUGCUCUUAAUGCGAACGUAACUUCUGUUAAUAGGCCUAUGGUCUUCAGACGAAUGGAGGACCUACUAAGGGUCCUGGAUGAACGUAACUUUAUUGAGACCAGUUUUUUUAUUUACUUAUUUUAGGUGGGUCUUAGCAAAGACUUGAUUAUCAUAUCCUUUGCGACGCCAGUUGAAUAAAUAUUGAAGCAGUCAGUCCUCCAGGUAAAUUCAUUGUAAUCAGUCGGCCCUCCUGUGGUAAUAGCCUACAUAUCAUAAUGAAAUGUGUCGAAAAAAUAAUGAGAGAUAGAAUCCCCCUGUACAAUGUCAAUACUAACUUCGCCCGGAGCGCUCUCUUCUUCUUCUUCUUUUCUUCUUCUUCUUCUUCUUCUUCUUCCUCCUCCUCCUCCUCUUAAUCUUCUUCUUGGUGUUAUCAAAAGGAUUUUGAGUCGAGAAAAGGCAACUCUAUCUGCAGAACUUUCAUAGCCCAUACAGAGAUGGGUAAAGGCGCUGAGGAUGCCCUUAGAAAAGAGAAAACAUGCUCUCUCUCUCUAGUAUUUUUAGAGAGAUAUCAAUCACAGAAAACAGCUCUGGAUAUUUGUUGCAAUUUGAGUACUGAUCAGAAGAUGUGGUUUUUUUUAGUUGUUUUCGAUAUUUGUCAAGGAAUAAUGGUAGGUGAUAUUACAUUCUAUGAAUUUAUGUAUUAUUGACGGUGAUUCGUUUCAGUUCUUCAGAGGAAAAUUCGUAAAACAAUUUACUUCGACCAACUUUUCUUCGAAAGGGGCUUGCGGGCGAAUCGUGAUUACUUACUUACGGGAUCAUUUCCAAUUAUGUCAGAUUCCGAAUGUAAGAAGUGUCCUUCUACAGUUUUCCGUAGUUUGGUAGAAGCAGUGGGCUUCUCCAGCUAAUUAACCUGACGUUCUGGAACAUACAUAACAGAAUAUGACAAGGAAAAUAUGAAAACAUGACCGGAAAAAUAUAUGAAUAUGACAAGAAAAAUGUACCAAUCGUCAGAAACACUCUCCUCACAGUGGACAUUCUUGAGAAUUGUGAAAGUUUUUUUUUAUUUAUCAUGGUUAAGAGACGUGGUAUAUUUCCCCGUAUGUGGAUAUUUUUUUCUUGUUUUCACCAUAGUGCUAUCAUCAUUGUAAAUACAUUAUACAUCUUCAGAGAUAUAUAUUCUAUAAUGAGAGUUCUUCGAGGAUGCGCCCUUCCAAACGAUGGCGUCGAACUGAAACGAAGUUUGAUAUCCCAUCACGUUUUGGCAUCUGAGGUCAAUUUGGAAUCAAACAGCGAAGUUUGGUUUCGAGAUGCCAAAAAAGACCGAGCGAGGAAUCCUGUUCAAGUGAGACCACCUAUCAAUACGCCAUUACCAUCGCUCUCCCAAAUCACGAGGAGUGCCCAACAGGAUAGUCCAAGGAAUACCCGCCAAUACCCACCAAAGGACUCGUUCGUCAUCGCUGUCAGCAGCAGCAGAAGCAUCAGCCAUUAUGAGACGUUGGAAAGGGCGCAUCCUUCCUAGGACGAGUUGCAUGUAGGCUUAAAAAACUACUUUCGUAUUUAGGAAACUUUCGGGUCCAAUUGUCGGAGGGAGGGAGGGAGGGAGGGAGUGAGACCACCGUCUCUUUUUCGAGCAUAAACUUUGUUGAAUUCACUCAAGUGCUUGUUGUUAUAACUCAAAGUCUUCUCCAGGCCGUAGUCUAGUCAGGUUUCCAUAGUUUCGGCUACCAGAGAUGUCCGUUUUCCACUCUUUUUUUAAAUGUCUGAGUCUCGUUCGUUCUGUCUAUUUUGUUAGAUAUGUCUGCUUUCAAUUUUUGCUCCCUUAAGUUCAGCCAUAUUUCUCCUUAAGUUUAUGCCUUAGUUCUAUAAUUUUUUAAAUUUGGUUCAGUCAUUUUCCUGUCUAUAUUUAUGUCUUAGUCUAGUGCGUUUUAUGUCUAUUUUUCCCUUCCGUUUAGUCAUUUUUCUACGUUCAUGUCUCAAGUUCCAAGCUUUUCUCAUUCUUAUGCUUAAAAAAGGGGUGUGGUUUUUGUACCUAAUUUCUAACCAACACUUCCGUUUUUUUUCUGUGUACACGAGAGAAAAAAAAACAAAAAAACACUUCAUUUCCUUAAAAUUUCUAAAGGAAAGAACAUCUUGUUAUUAAGUGAAUUAAAUUUAUGUGUUUUUAAGACAAAAAUGAAUUUGGUUCUUAAAAAAAAAGUCAUUAAAUUGUGUGGUCAUAAAAACCCCGUUUUAUAAAGUGCCAGAAGAAACUCGUAUAAAGAGAGAGAGAGAGAGAGAGAGAGAGAGAGAGAGAGAGAGAGAGAGAGAGAGAGAGAGUGUAUAGUGCCUACCUAUCCGGUCUUCCAAAUACACUUUUUAAACUGACUGACGGUAAACCGCGAUUGGAACUGCCCGGAUUACGGCUAGCUAUAGUAGAUUCACAUCAACCGUGCAUCUGAUGUCUAUUCCUAUUCCUUACGAUGCUCCUGAUUGGCUGUUGAUAAGCCAAUCACAGGGCUAGAAAUUAUCAGUCUCUCGCGAGAGUUCACACUGGCAGGAUGCAUGUUCCACUUCUCAUGAGAGAUACGUCUUUCAGAAGUAUCCCUUAAGAUAGGUGGAACAUACAUCCUGCCUAUGUGAACUCUCUCGAGAGACUGAGAGUUUCCAGCCCUGUGAUUGGCUUAUCAACAGCCAAUCAGGAGCGUCGUAAGGGACGGACAUAGACAUCAGAUGCACGGUUGAUGUGAAUCUACUAUAGCUAGCUAAUCAGACCAAAUCUUUACCCGCCAGAAAACGAUCGAAAAUCAAUCUGUCAAACAAUGGGACUUUUUGGAGAUCCUUAAUACCAAUUAUUCUCGUUUCCCUAGACUAAGAGUUGAAGUAAAAAGUGUUGAAUGACUUCGAAUAGUUGAACAGGAAAGCACAGUUGAAUUUUUUGACAAUCUACGUGAUUUAAGAAUGUGAUUGUUUGUAUG
This is a messenger RNA of Macrobrachium nipponense, 6088 nucleotides long. RefSeq lists its product as uncharacterized. NCBI's taxonomy places the organism in Eukaryota, Metazoa, Arthropoda, Malacostraca, Decapoda, Palaemonidae. The coding region runs from base 357 to 1274 and encodes 305 amino acids. The record is from RefSeq and is a predicted model, not a curated record. The transcript is spliced from 8 exons.